Molecule: messenger RNA, 2109 nt
Organism: Geodia barretti
Lineage: Eukaryota; Metazoa; Porifera; Demospongiae; Tetractinellida; Geodiidae
Source: the annotation of a GenBank genome assembly
UGUGCGUUGGUGUUCUGACUGGAGCAGUCAGUGAAGUUUGGUUCUGGACGACGAUGGAAGCUGUAGAUGGGAUGGUAACAUCUGCAAGUGAGUAUUGGGUCAUAGUGGAGUCUGUUGUGCGAGAUCGUGUUCACUAAUUCAGAGACUACGAUAAUAUCACAAUACUCCCCUCCUCCUUCAUCCCUUCUCGUUCUACGUUGUACAAUACCCCGCUCGCCUUGUCCGUGCGAUACCCUCUUGAUCUUUGUCCAGGUGGCUUGACUGUCAUAUCUGAUGCCACCACAUCCCCUCUAGCGAGUCCUGAGCCCUGCCCCACAGAGCCAGAGGUCACUUAUAGCAGGGAGUUCCUCAUUGGAGUCCUGUUGGCCAUCAGCUCCAGUGCCUUCAUUGGGACCAGCUUCAUUGUCAAGAAGAAGGGACUACUGAGGGUGGCCCGUAGCUCGGUGUCUCGAGCAGGUAGUGGUGGCUAUGCCUAUCUCCAUGAGUGGUUGUGGUGGGCGGGGCUACUCACAAUGGUAGUGGGAGAGGCAGCCAACUUCACUGCCUACGGAUUUGCUCCAGCCUUUGUGGUGACCCCUCUGGGUGCUCUCAGUGUUCUUGUCAGGUCUGUCAUGGGCACACUGCCACAUGCCAACAUUACCAUCCCCAGAACUUGUAACUGCCGCCUGUUUUGUAAGGCCUGUGCAUGCCGUCCAUGUCCACAAGAGCAUUCCCCUCUCACCAUGCCCAACAGGCGCGGAAGAACAACCAAGAUUAAUUCACCUUGAUGAUAGUACACAAAACCAUCAGGAAAACACCCUUGGCACGACAUACACACAAAGCAAGUAACUGAAUGUACUGACACAAACAAAACACUGGUCGGAGUUUGACUGUGGUAUUUUUCUGACUUUUUGACACUGUUCCUAGAGCAUAGUGCUUUGUCCGGUAUGUCCAGCAUGGUGGCAAGCUUAGAGAAGCUGUCGUGGUCUAGGACCCCAUGUGAACCCACCUGAAUGGGACAGCAUGCGGUGCUGUCGUCAUACCUGCUGAAGGAGAGGCUCAACCUCCAUGGGAAGGUCGGCUGUCUCCUCUCCAUCCUCGGAUCCACCGUAAUUAUCCUCCAUGCCCCUGAGGAAGGAGAGGCUAACGACCUCUACGAGAUUGGCAAGAACAUGCUCAGUCUUGGUUUCCUGCUGUACUCGGUAUUUGCAGUGAUGGUGGCAGUAUAUCUGAUCUACUGGGUGAGUCCACAGUACGGCCAGACCAACAUCCUGGUCUACAUCGCCAUCUGCUCCCUCAUUGGCUCCCUCUCCGUCAUGGCCUGCAAGGGGCUCAGCAUAGCCCUCAAACUGACUCUGAGUGGCAACAGUCAGCUGCAGAACCCCCUCGCCUGGUUCUUUGCCCUCUCUGUGGCCGUGUGCAUCGCGGUCCAGAUGAACUACCUGAACAAGUCCCUGGAUCUUUUCAACACGUCUCUCGUGACUCCGUUGUACUAUGUCAUGUUCACCACACUCACCAUAGUGGCCUCUGCUAUUCUGUUCCACGAGUGGCAGCAGCUUACAAACGGCGACAUCAUCGGUGCCGUAUGUGGCUUCCUCACCAUCGUGUGUGGCGUUUUUCUCUUGCAUGCCUUCAAGGAUAUCAAUUUCACCAUCAUGGAUCUCAUAGAGUCCACUAACAGACAAAACGGGGCAGGUAUCACUUCCACUAACACCGGUAAUAACACAGGGGCUCACUCGUUGGAUAGCCAGCAACCUCUGCACAGUAUGACGUCGUUUUCUCGUCGGAGCAGCAACUCUCACUCGCAGGUUUCCCUCCACACUUCCGACAGUGCUCACAGAACUAAUCACCCGAGGAGCCCCUUCAUAACGAACGGGAGUGUGGAUAGCGGUGAGGAGGAGCUGUAUUCCACUGAGACCGCUCCUCUGGUCCUCCCUGAUACCUAGCCUUACGGUGAUUCACCUUCACUGCCAAUAUACAUGUCCUGUCUUUGCUUUCACGUUUCUGUUUUACAACUGUGCAAGAAAUGUUUUUGUGUAUAACAACUGUGAUUUACAUACCACCUAAGGAAGGAGACACAAUUCUUCGCCUGCCGCAGUUAUUGUCGCGAUGAUGUAGUGCUGUGGCUUA